Messenger RNA from Tigriopus californicus, 3358 nucleotides. RefSeq lists its product as uncharacterized. Lineage: Eukaryota; Metazoa; Arthropoda; Copepoda; Harpacticoida; Harpacticidae. The record is from RefSeq and is a predicted model, not a curated record. Gene Ontology annotation, cellular component: cytoplasm. Gene Ontology annotation, biological process: protein dephosphorylation; negative regulation of actin filament polymerization; actin cytoskeleton organization. Bases 470 to 3058 code for a protein of 862 amino acids. The transcript has a single exon. Gene Ontology annotation, molecular function: protein tyrosine/serine/threonine phosphatase activity; actin binding.
UUCCCAGCCGUCUUUCUGUUUUUCGUUGUUUUUCUUGGAUCCCCGUGAAUCCCGUGAAGCCUGAACUGCGUGACUGGUUUGGCCUGCCUGCGCCUGUCGUCCCAUGUAGCCUUCAGAACCAUCAAAACGAUCAGAAGUAUCCGAAUUAGUCGAUCCCGCAUUCACGCAUAUGGGUUGGGGCUGGUGUGUCUCCAUGGCGGGAUUGCAGGCACACAAAUUGACACACAUCAAUUCUUAUUGAAGGAGUCAUCGCGUUCAUUCCUUGGUGACCGAGCACGGCCUAACCGGACGGACCGAGAAUUCAUCCCAAUCGGAGUCCCUGCGUCCCAGAACCCCGGGUUGGUUCCGGGAGCCAAAUUGAGCCCAUCUAUUUCAAAUCGUGUGUGUGUGUGUUGUGUUGAGCCUGAGGGAAUCUUGUGACCGGCUUGUGACCGGCUUGUGACCGGCUUGUGACCGGCUUGGAGUGUGGAUGAUGCACCAUGGCUCGCCGCGGUCCAAUGCGUUGGCCGUGGUGGGUCUUGGACCAGUCCGUGAGCCGGCCUCGGCCAGCCAGCCCCGCCUCCUUCGCGCCUCGUCCUCUUCGCCCAUUCCGACCCCAUCGUGGCCCAUCUCCAGUCUGACGGCUGACACGGCUGCCACGGCUGGCCACGCUGGCACCGUUCUAGCCAUGGAUUCGGGGCUGGCCAGUUCGGGGCGGGAACCACGGGUGCCCGUUGGCGGCCUGAGCGGACCUCGGGUGGUUUUGACCUGGCCGAGCGAUCAAUUUCACGCCGAAAUUCGGGCCUUGGGCCUGAUCCAUCCCGAGGAUCGUUUGGUGCAAACCAUUCGGAUUGAGAGUUCCUAUCCGGAUCGGACCCGCUAUUUAUCCAUUGUAGCCUUAGGUGGGGCGGCGGGCACCCGCGACCCGACCGCCGGUCCAGACUUAGAGGAAGUUCAUCGGUAUUGCUUGGUGGGCUUGGACCGGCGGCCCAGCCCGCGAGCCGAUCCACCGCUUGAUGUGACCACGGUGGGUUUGAUGGUGCCCUUAAUGUGGGACAUGCGUAUCUCACUCGACGGCGAUGGAGGUUUUAGUCUCCGGCAAAACGAAGAGCAUUACAUUUUCAAGCCCGUGUCGGUGCAAGCCUUGUGGACCGUCAUCCAAACGUUAAGUCUGGUCUCGGAUCAUUUGGAACCUCAUUCUAGUCGUAAAGACGCGUGUCCCAAUCGGCCUUAUGUGGUCGAAUCGCCUCAGUCCUGCGUGAAUGAGUGGCAUUGGAUGGCCGACGUUUUAGUCCGACGUCCGAGCUCACCUCGCCGAUUGAUUCGCGCAUCAGGUGAUUCGAGUACAUCCCUCCUGGACUGGGAUCCGGUCUUGGACACCCAGGGUGUGAUCCGCACCCGCCUUAAACGAAUCAUGCAGGCCGCUGACCUAGACUCGAUCACCUCCAAAAGUAUUCGCAACCAACUCGAGCGCGAUAUGAAGCAGGAUUUGGAACAAUACAAGUCAUUUAUUGAUAAAGAAAUCUUGGUAAUUCUCGGUCAAAUGGAUCCAGCCUCAGAGAUCCUAGAUUAUCUGUAUUUGGGUUCGGAAUGGAACGCCUCGAAUCUGGAAGAGCUUCAGCAAAAUGGCAUCACCCACAUCCUCAAUGUGACGCGAGAAAUCGACAAUUUCUUCCCAUCCGUGUUUAAGUACCAAAACAUUCGAGAAUACGAUGAGGAGGCCACCGAUUUGUUGCGCUAUUUGGAUCGAACGUAUCGCUUUAUCAAGGAGGCCCGAAUGGCGAGCGGGAAAGUGCUCGUCCAUUGUAAAAUGGGGAUCAGCCGAUCUGCCACGGUGACCGUUUCCUACCUGAUGAAAGAAUACGGCCUUCCUUUGUCGGACGCCUUGUUCAAGGUCAAGCAGUGCCGAUCCAUCGUGAAUCCGAACAAGAGCUUUUGUAAGCAAUUGGAAGUGUACGAGGGUAUUCUUGGAGCUAUUCGACAUCGACACGUCUCAUUUGACUUGUAUCGUUCCAAAUCGGAAAGUAGUCUAGUGCCCAGUCCUGAUUUGUCAGACAAAGGAGAAGCGGGCAGUGGUGCGGGGGAGCUUGGUUCAAUGAUCGACCCCAUCCCACUCUCUCGUCCGACCACCAACGUGGAUAUUAAGGCCUUGACGACAGUAUUUAGCCGCCCCGCCUCAGAACCUUUGUACCUUCGACCCAAAUCGUGGAGUCCGAGCGAGAAGGUGACAGACCGCCUCAUUCCCAAGCACGGGGACGAUUCUGACUCUGAGGCCAAAAGAGACGAUUGCCAAUGCUUUGGUGAGUUGACGGGGCAUCGCUGUUCGUCUGAGCCCAACCAUGAGAUGGAGAAUACCGAUAGUGAAGGACAUCCAAGGCCAAUUUCGGUGGUGGAGGCCAAGAAUGUUGGGUAUUUGAUGCCUACCACUCCCCCUCCACCCGUCAAUACCUCCCUCUAUGACCCGAGUUGUGACUGUGAUAUGGAACUUGAGUUGGGAGUUCCCGAACACCCCGUACUUAUUCAUGACGAUGACGAGGAUGUGACGAAGAGCGCCCAAACCGACGUGAUUGUACAAAGUCUCUCUAAUCUACCGUUGCAAAUGCGCACAACUUCUCAAUUAGACGAGUUCCAUUUCCAAGGUAGAAAUCCUGCCUCGAAGUCAAAUUUGCCGCUCCAGCGUAAAACGGCAUCGAGCAUGGUGCCCAAGCAAAUCAAAAUCCAACCAUAUGAGAACUCAACUGGCCUAAACCUAAACGUCGACUCAAACCCGUCCAUGACAGUUGGUCUCGAAUCCACGCUUUUGGCUCAGACGUCUACCACAAGCGAAGAUACUCAAAGUCAAUCGGAACCCAUAGGCAUCCCAACACCUGAACCACUUAUCCCGGAUGAGCUAUCAGUGAAAACCCUGGCCAAUAUGUUCGACUACAAAGUGGGAAGCGUCCCCCUUCGACCUUGCUCGGCCCGACUUCAAGAUAAUCGGCUGUUUCAACGGGGCAAGGACAUGACGAGCCCCAGUGCCUUCAGACAAACCGGGACUAAAACGCCACUUGCCACCACAGAAGAUCAAUCUGAAUGCUGAAAUCCCUUUUGGACCACCUCACUUGUAUGAAGACUACCACCCCAUCCAUGCUGUGAUCGAUUAUUCAAGCUUUAUCACCAAAACACAACCACCCCACCUGAUCAAAUGCUAUUUAGUUAUUGCUCGAAACGGACGCCAAGCACGGCCUCCUCAUCAAACCAUCGUAAUAUGGUUUUCCAAUGAAAUGUGAACCGACUGUUUUGUCAUCAAUAAAAGCGCCUACGUAAAAGGGCAUCAUUGAUUGAUUGGAACGUAAUUGAAAGCUUUUAUAGUGUCUGUUUGCAUGCUUUGUUUCUAGAA